AUGGGACUGUGCACGCUCAACUCACAAUACCACUUGCCAGAUGAUUAUUCAGCCAAUAAUGUUGUUUUGGUGAGAGACACUCAUUACAGCCACAGGGGUGACUCUCAAACGUCUCGAGAAUGCAAACAAAUUAACAUUACGACUAAUUACAAUAGGAAUAAAAUAAGCACUAUUGAUGUAAUGCUCCUGGUUNAUGCAGAUGAUCUUGUUCUAUGGUAUUCCGACUCCAAGAAAAACGCCCAGGAGAGAAUGGAAAUUUCCCAAACUAAGAAAAACGCUAAGGAGAGGACAGAAAGUGCUCUUAGGUGUGCACUUAAACUACCAGAACUGGUGCGACAACAAUGGAAUGGUAAUCAACACCGCAAUACUGCAACAACAAUGGAAUGGUAA
Rodentolepis nana is the source of this 390-nucleotide messenger RNA. NCBI's taxonomy places the organism in Eukaryota, Metazoa, Platyhelminthes, Cestoda, Cyclophyllidea, Hymenolepididae. The record is from the annotation of a GenBank genome assembly.